This is a messenger RNA of Vollenhovia emeryi, 5627 nucleotides long. RefSeq names its product peroxisome biogenesis factor 2 (gene Pex2). Gene Ontology annotation, biological process: protein import into peroxisome matrix. The record is from RefSeq and is a predicted model, not a curated record. Gene Ontology annotation, molecular function: zinc ion binding. The transcript is spliced from 2 exons. Gene Ontology annotation, cellular component: peroxisomal membrane. Lineage: Eukaryota; Metazoa; Arthropoda; Insecta; Hymenoptera; Formicidae. The coding region runs from base 759 to 1667 and encodes 302 amino acids.
UAUUCUGCAGCCAAUCGACACGCUUGGAAAGUUUGUCGCACGACAAAUAUAAUAUCAGACUAAGGCGGAGAAACAAUGCGUUACUUAGCUUAUCGCAUUAGUCGCGAGUCUCGCUACACUUUUACGCGAUUGUCAUUACUCCAUCUGGGUCAAAGUCUGUUAAUCCGACGCUCAGGACAGACGCGACAAUCCGCGGGGAAGAUAAUGUAUCUCGAAACACGUACCUGCGCUUCGCGGCGAUGUGCUCGCGCUUUAACCGCGAUUACACCGCAGUUUCCCUUUAACACCUGGAAUCCGGCCUGCACGUGAAACUUUAAGCCGCGCCGUACUCUUUAAUCCGUAUCACCCGAUUAAAAAUGUUUACCCUGAGAUAAUUCCAAGGUCUCGCUCGCUUUAAUGCGCGGCGAUAAGCCGAGAGAUAAGGGCGCGCGAUUUCCUUUCGAUCGACGGUUCAACAAUGACUGUGAGCAACAGUUAUAAUCACAACGAGAGUAAUUGCCGGGAGAGGUAACGUCGUAACGGAGCGCAAACAGCCAUCAAUGCUAAUGUCAGUGAUGACGAUAAUUAAACGGCAGCGAUGGAGUAACGUCGGAUAAUGGUCGCGCUAAUGCCUCGAGGUUCGCAGUCCGGACUCUUUCACCGCCCGGCGAGUAUCCCGAUGUAAUAACAACUAGAAUACAGUAUCGGCCGUUGAGACGAUACACGAGAAGGGCAAUGUGAGCCGUCACCUGAUUCAAGGGCCCGGCCAACCGAUCGACAUGACGCCGUCACCCUACGUCUCUCGCAUAAAUCAAAUCGACGCCGCUCAGCUGGACACGGAGAUCUACAAGGUACUGAGGAACCAGGCCAGGGAGAUCGCCAGGUACGGCGCGCCCGGCAAGCUCGACAAAUGGCAGGCGGAGGUGGACGCCGUCCUGAAGCUGCUGAUCUGGAAGUUCUCGCUGCAACGAGGCUCCUCCACGUUCGGCCAGCGACUGCUCAAUCUGCACUACGCCAACAUCGAUCAGCGGAAAGCCGUGCUCUACCUGAUUCUGAGCGUCCUCCCGCAGUACCUGGGAGAGAAAUUGGCCGGCGAGAAGCUGUCCGGACGCGGCGCGACCGGCAGCGCGCUCAAGUCGCUCGUCGAGUGGACGACGAACGCGAUCAGUCUCCUCGAGGUGGUCAAUCUGCUGUUCUUCCUCCAUCGGGGCGUGCAGCCGCGCGUGAUCGAGUUCCUGCUGGGCCUGUCCAGUCAGUCGAUAACGACCCACCGACCUAGAAUCAUCGGUUACUCGUACAUGACGAGGGAACUGCUCUGGCACGGUCUGAUGGAGCUCUUCACCGUCGGCAUACCCAUGAUAAACUUCCACUGUCUGAGGCACGCGGUGACGAGGCUCUGGCGGCGAGCGGAACCGUCGAGCGGCCUGUUCCCGGUGAUGAACGCCGCGACCAAGUGCGCCUACUGCCGCGAGGACCCGAUCCUGCCGUCGCACGCCGGCUGCGAGCACCUGUUCUGCUACUACUGCCUGCGGGCGCACUUCACCGCGACCAGCGCCUUCCAGUGUCCCGUCUGCGACGCGGAGCUGCGCGGCGAAGAUAUGAAGAGAUACGCGGUCGCGAGCGCACCUCGGAGCGACGACGGCGAGGAGGAGUCGGACGAUAGCUUCGAGAAGGUGGACGAUGGAUAGGCGCGGAGGUACACUCUUAUAUUUUCAGUUUUAGUUUAAUGCGUCUCGAUGCCUCCAAGUGACGACGUGGUUUUGUGCUGGACGCGAGUCACGGUUUACCUGAACUGCCUCUGCCAGUGAAAACGACUGUAUGUUGUGCGCGACAACGUGUUAAUUCCGCAACGAGCAUUUUUUAAUCGAACGAGAGAAAUAUGUCGCGAAAUAGCGACGAGUCAAAUAAGUGCGACGAUAAUCUCGUUACGUCGACGUUAAUUAAAUCCUCCCGGAGUAAUAUAUUAAACAUAAUAAUUAAUAAAGAAAGAGACUCGCCUCUGAUCGCCGCGUCGACUUGUCGCGCGAAGGGGUGCACGCGUGUGAUAUUAAUAUUUUGUUUUUAUUAAAAAUGGCAAUAUACAAAAUCUUCUUUAUUCUUCACUUCAAUACAACAAAUCCCGAUUUCAGGCGACUCCGACAUUCUCGCAUUUCCUACUUUCUUUCAUCCGAAACAAACAAUAAUAGAUCAAUAUAUACUCUCUUGGCUCUUAUAUCAAAAUUAGAUUAGAUUAUAUCAUAUAAAAAUAUUAUGCUGCGCUGUAUAUUAUAAAACGCUUCAUCUGCCGCCGCGCAGGUCGAUGGAUCGAUCGUUUUACAUGCAAUAAUGACACAUUCAUCGAUUAAUUUAUCAUUCAGUUGCUGCACCUGCGCUCGAUGGGCGGGCACGUCCCCGGACUUGUUACACGAGAAACAACAUUAUAAACACUAUAGCACAGAAAGAGGGGGAAAAAACGCGAAACACAUACACAUAAAUUAACACUUUCCAUCCGCCUCUCCUACGACACUACAAAUUUCAUUUGAAUCCGAACUCCUACCGCCUUUCCCUGGAAUGUAUGAUUUAUAGUACGAGUAUAGCGCAGUUUCGAAAUCCCUUCUCGAAGGAUCGGGCUGUUACUUUACUUCCUGAGGUAUCCGCGUUUACAUUUGCGCUCCACUCUAGCGAGACGCGCGGGAAGCGCGUAUUAAAUUGCACAAUUCUAUUUCUUUUUUCGCAUUCCACGUAGCGCCUUUUGCGCGUGUGUAUCGCGCGCGCGCGCGCGUUGGUUUUUGAAAUUAAUUUCAAUUUCUAGGCGUUUACGUUUCUCAAAGUUGCCACUUUUACCACUUCUCCCCUCGGGCGAACUCGUCGACUAUUCUCCGCACUCCCUGCCGGCGCUUCAGCGACGACACCGAAGAGCGCGUCUUUCGCCACCGAGGAGUCUGCGAUUUUUACGUUGAUCUCGCCAAGCGGGAAAACAGUUUCCUGAUAUUUCGAGUAUGAAAGAGAGAACACGAUAGUGCGAGGCAUUUAUACUUAUCGAUAUACGGUUGGCGCAUGGCGCCAUUACAGCUGCUGAUUUACGGCGGUAUCGCGUCUUGGACGAGAUCGGUAUAUUUCCCGAAUAGCUUGCGUUUCACAAUUUUUCGAGCUUGUCAGUCUGGUGAGAUAAGGUGUGAUGUACUGUGUACAAAAUUGAAAGAUUCGAUGCUAACGCGCGAUACCUGUCUCGCAAUAUCCUUUUUAAAGACCCGAGAAAAUUAAUAAAGUUGAGGAAAUUCAAUAUCAGUCGGAAGAGACUUAAUUCCGGCAAAUUGGAUUAAUUCACUUCAAAUUUGACGAGUAUUUGAAAUUUUAAAUGGAAAUUGUAAUUGGCUGAAAUUUCCGCAGCUUUGAGAUUAAUUUUCGGAAAGUUUUUAAAAGUGGAUUAGAUCUCGCUAAACCCUCCCUGAUCGAAGAGUAUCUUCAAAUUUUACAAGUAAUCGCAAAUCUACCGUUGAAACGAAGAAAAAUCGUUGCGCAACGAUUGCAGCCCGUGGACUCGGCAUCUUUCCGAGAUUCUCAGUGGUCUGUUAUUUCUUUUUUCCCUUUGUUAAAUCCAUGAAUCAUGUUUCAUGGAAAUUUAGAACCAAGGGAAAUGAACGUCACUAAAGACGCCGGAAGUUAAAACGGAUUGAUCCAUAAUUUCAGCAAAAUUCUCAAAUGUCGAAUUAUAUUUGAAGUCAAUCCCACGAAUUACAAGCUUAAUCCACUUUAACUCCGAGCGAUUCGUACAAAUCGUAUGCCGAAUGAGUUAGGGAAAUGGCGAGUCCACAGUUUGCUCUAAUGAAACAAUGAUUCGCAGCGUUUUCUCUGCCCCGGUUUCCGACGCAAAGACACAGCAAGGAAAAAGUAUGCUUGCGAUACGCAAUUUACAAGAUUUACAGCGCAUUCUCGUAAACGCAACGGAAUCAUCCGAGUCGCGUAAAUUUCAUCAUCACACGGGCGCGAGGUCGGGGCGCGAUUGCGACUAUACGCAUAAGCUGAUUCUGGGCUGACGUUAUCCCCGUUUUUCCUUUCUUUUUCGAGAGAGAGAGAAGGAGACAGAGAGAAGUAAUGUCAUGUUAUUUGCUGUAUGCAAAAAAUGUCAAGUGAAUAGGGACUAGAGAAAAGUGAUAGUGAACCAAAAAAAACCUGGUUUUACAGUUUGGAGAUGUAUCUUCUCUCUUCCCGACGUAAAUCAAUUCUCGUUAAUUCUCGUUAACCGAAACGCUCGAGAACACUAAGAAACUCUUCGUUUGUCGUCGUCGUCGUUGUUCUCCUCGCACGCGCAUUUCCCUCUCUUUUUAACGCUAAUUUCCGCGACUAUACCUAUUUUAUACCCGUAUACGCUAAACCUUUGCACGGGAACAGUGCGUUAUUCACGUAGGAACAUUGACGGAUUUCUUCUUAGGACUAGACGAGAGAAACCGUCGAUUAUUGGCUGGCGAAGGGACGAUCUUCACCGUAUGGUACGCAGGGUGUUACCACCUCGAAUUCCUUGCUCGCAUAUCUUCGAAAAUCGCAAAUACAGAGAACAGGCGUCGGGAGAGGAGGCGGGGGAAAAAAAUUGUCGAGAUCCGAGAGCGCUCCUUGCCUCUCUGUUACUUUCGAGAAAUUUCACUCUUCGAUCGAAUUUUUUUUCCUUCGACCCUCCCGCGCUUUUCAAGUUCCUGGAUUCCGAGGCACCCUGUCGUAAGGAACGAAAUGCCAACGACUUUCGAACGAAUGCUCGUUAGACUCGAGGACGCUUGCGCUGCUUCGUUGAUUCACGAUUAUGCGUACGUGUACAUUUUAUCCGCAGCGACAAUGAAUAUAUAUAUAUAUAUAUAUAUAUAUAUAUAUUACACAUGAUACUCGUUCAGUCGCGCACACUUCAUGCUUACAUUUGCUCUCCUCGGCGAUUAUCGUUUCGCAGCCCUUUACCGAUCAGAACUCUUUUAAUGGAUAACGAUCAUCGCUGCCAGAAAAGAAAAACGCUAUCUUUUGCCCCUUAUAAGGGGAUGCAGCCCUUAAGGCGGGCUUAAUUGCAGGGGCAAUUGGAUAAAGGUGAUAUGCGGCAUUCAGACAACGUAAAAAUUUAAAGAACCUUGUGAAAAUUGUUCAAAGAGAUCUGCAUUUUUCCAAGUGGAAAAAAUCUAUCUUAAGUUUAAAGCUUUUCUAAACGUCUUUUAAUCUCUUCUGAAACUUACAAUCGUACUAAUUGUCGCUAUCGAUGAGAUUUAACGAAAGUGAAAAUCUUUAAAAGUUAUGCCGUCACAAAUAUAAUAACGAAUAUCCCUGAUACUACCGUAAGAAGGUACAACGGUAUUCGCAACUUCUGCCCAAGUUUUAGAAUUUUGUUGUUAAAAAUUUCACAAUUUUUCCGCUCGAGCAGUUAACUGCUGACGAGACUUUUGUAGAUAUUGAAAUAUUGAAUUUCACGGAUUAUUCUCUUAAGCGGUAAAAUUGUCAAAAUGUAUAGAUUAUUUUGUAUGACAUUAUUUGUUAACGCGUUAACGAGCUUUCGCGGCAUAUCAUCUUCAUCUACUUGUUCUUGCAAUUGUUAUCAUACAAUCCUCGUGACAAUCGGAUUGCACGAGCGCUCCAGAGAAUCUUGGGAGCUCUCUAUUUUAGAUCGUCGUUAUUAUCACCGUUGAGCGAAAAAAAAA